This is a messenger RNA of Bufo gargarizans (Asiatic toad), 878 nucleotides long. Its product is annotated as DNA polymerase subunit gamma-2, mitochondrial-like. Gene Ontology annotation, cellular component: mitochondrion; cytoplasm. The transcript has 8 exons. The record is from RefSeq and is a predicted model, not a curated record. Gene Ontology annotation, biological process: mitochondrial DNA replication. NCBI's taxonomy places the organism in Eukaryota, Metazoa, Chordata, Amphibia, Anura, Bufonidae. Bases 1 to 867 code for a protein of 288 amino acids.
AUGAAGAAGAACAUCAUAAACGAGUGGUGGAACAUGGUGGUGCUGAAUCGGGAGCAGGUGCCCUUGUCGCACUACGUCAGCCUGCCUGGAGCUGCUGAAUCGGAAGCUGCCGUUCGGACUGGAGAAAGGAUGGUGGCGUCGCUCUGCUGGUUCAGCUCUGCAAAAACGUUGUCUCAGUGGCGGACUACUGGCUGCGGCAACAGGCUGCAGUGGUGGCGCAAGUUUGCUCAGGUCCCGUCUGGAUUCAGCAGCAGCGAUCACCAAGAUGGCGAGGGAGCGAAGAUGCUUCUUAUAAACUACAACUUUCCCUGGGGGAAGGAAGCGGUGGAGACGCUGCGCAUGAUGGAUGACUCCGCCCUCACACAGGUGCAUGCGGGGGCCGACGCCAAACUCCACGGUCGGGACAGCAGGCGGUCCAUCAUCCCGCACGUGGUGUGGCUGAGCAGCGAUCUGGACCUGGGUUUGCUGGCGUACCUGUCAGACGCGCUGUCCCCGCGGGGGAAGGAGCAGCGGUUGGCGGUGUUGAAGAUUCACCCGUCGUUGACACCCGUUAAAGUGGCGGUGGAUUUGGGGAAGGGCCCGGCGGUGGAUCUACGGCUGGUUUGUCAGGGGUUGUCGGCGGAGCUGCGGGGGAGUGGGAUCGCCGUCUGGCCCGGAUACUUGGACACGGUGCAGACGUCGAUGGAGCAGCUGUUCGUGAAGUACGAUGAGAUGGGCGUCAUGUUCACGGUGCUGGUGAGUGACAUCACGCUGGAAAGCGGCCUGCUCCACCUGCGCAACCGCGACACCACAAUUAAAGAGACAGUACACAUCUCAAAACUGACAGCGUUCCUGACUCAGCAGGUGACCGCCGCCAGCAGACUGUGAGAAAGUAAAAU